AUGAAGAUCCCUCUGUGGUACCUGCUGGUGCUGCUGGCGUGUCUCUUCAGCCCUGGACGCAGUGACUGCCAGGGGGAGUGUGUAGCAUGUGGUGUGCUAAUGCAGCAGCAGCAGCUGCAGCAAGCCUUCAACACCAUGGUGUGUUUGUUGGAGUGUGAGGGCCACGUCUCCUCUUCAUUCACAUGGAAGUGGUGUAAACAUGCUGUAAAGCUAUCGAACCAACCUACAAUUCCAGAAGGGGGCGCUCUGUUGAAGAGAGCAGGAGGGGAGCUGGAACUGACCUCUGUUGACCUGAAGUCAGACAGCGAGCUGCUGCAAUCUUCAGCUGCAGAGCGCUUCCAGGAGGGGGAUCAGGAUGAGACGCCCUUUGAGAAGCGCAGUGUCCAGUAUGACUCAUCACUGCUGGAAUCCUCCGAGGAGGGGGAGGGCCUGCGGGGUCUGGGUCUCACUCUGGCGGAUAAAGAGAGGGAGCUGAGAGAGGAGAGGAGCACGGAGAGUGACAACCAGCUAGAAUCAGAGGAGGAUGACGCCUCAGAGGCCGUCACCUUAUCCAAACGCUUUGGAGGCUUUCAGCGGGGCCGCCAUGGAUACAGGAAGCUUAUUGGCUCACCCAUGAGGCCCCUACAAAAGCGUUACGGCGGGUUCAUAGGUGUGAGGAAAUCUGCCCGCAAAUGGAACAAUCAGAAACGAGUGAACCAGCUACUCAGGCAGUACCUGGGCAUGAGGAGCAGCCGCAGCGGCCGGUUCAACAACGUCCCCGUCACUCGGGUCUGGAGGCAAAACAAACUCUAAUGUCAUUAGUCCUGAUCUCAAAGAAUCCCACCCUUCUUACCUCAAUCAGCCAUGUUUUCAGCAGCUCACGCCAGUUUC
Messenger RNA from Cheilinus undulatus (humphead wrasse), 870 nucleotides. It is a transcript of the gene pnocb, whose product is annotated as prepronociceptin b. Gene Ontology annotation, cellular component: neuronal cell body; axon terminus; plasma membrane. Gene Ontology annotation, biological process: sensory perception; chemical synaptic transmission; neuropeptide signaling pathway. Bases 1 to 792 code for a protein of 263 amino acids. The transcript is spliced from 2 exons. The record is from RefSeq and is a predicted model, not a curated record. Gene Ontology annotation, molecular function: opioid receptor binding. Lineage: Eukaryota; Metazoa; Chordata; Actinopteri; Labriformes; Labridae.